Molecule: messenger RNA, 1251 nt
Organism: Brachypodium distachyon (stiff brome)
Lineage: Eukaryota; Viridiplantae; Streptophyta; Magnoliopsida; Poales; Poaceae
Product: putative ribonuclease H protein At1g65750
Exons: 1
Coding region: 1-1251 (416 amino acids)
Source: RefSeq, a predicted model, not a curated record
AUGGUGGACAAGGUGGCGAAUAAGCUCCAGACAUGGUCCGCCCCUAUGCUUACUCUUGGGAGACGGCUCACCCUUGUUAGAUCAACCCUCUCAGCUAUGCCGGUCUAUGCCAUGAUGUCUCUCGACCUUCCUAUGAAGACCAUUGCGGGUAUAGAGAAGAUCUGCCGUGUGUUCUUGUGGAAAGGCAGAAAAGACGUCCGUGGAGGACACUGCUUAGUGGCAUGGAAAGAUGUUUGCUCCCCUCACGAGAUCGGUGGUUUAGGCAUCCCCAAUCUGAAGCUGCUCAAUCUUGCGCUCAGAACGAGAUGGGGGUGGCUAUGUCGUGCGGACCCGAUGCGCCCAUGGGCAGAAUUCAACAUCCAAAUCUCGGAACAGGCCAGAGCACUUUGUGAGGCGGCGAGGGGGAACGGUGAAGCCCUACAUUUCUGGUAUGAUCAUUGGCUACCGGAAAAGCGUUCGCUUGCGUAUUUGGUGCCUACGCUGCUAUCGGAGAUCUCGGGUAGAGCAUCCAGGCUUUCUGUGGUCGAGGCUUUGCAUGCCAAUGGUUGGCUUCGGGCCAUCCACUCGGAGCUCUCCUUCCAGGCGCUUGUGGAUCUUCUGGUGGUUCAUGACCGCGUGGCUGAGGUUAUUCUUUCAGACUAUGAUGAUCGUUUCCGUUGGAAAUGGAGCGGCAAUGGGAUCUACACGGCCUCGUCUGCGUACGCGGCUUUCUUCCGGGGUCGUGUGCUUGCUGCGGGGGCUACUGAGGUCUGGUCCUCCAAGGCGCAAACUAAGUGCAAGACCUUCAUGUGGUUGGCUCUGAAAAAUAGAUUUUGGACGGCGGAUAGGCUUUCGAAGCGGGGUUUGCCCCACCCGGCACGCUGUCCUUUGUGUGAUCAAAGCGAUGAGACCAUUGAUCAUCUUCUUCUUGGUUGCGUCGUGGCUCGGGAAGUGUGGUCGACCUUGCUGCGGGGCUGGAAUAGGCUUUGCUGGCUCCCUACUCUGCAAGCCUCUCUUGCCGAAGGGUGGACGAGCCUUGUGGUGCAAGGCAAGAAAGAGAGGAGGAACCUCAACACUAGCAUUACUCUCAUCUGCUGGUGCCUCUGGAAGCACAGGAACUCGGUGGUGUUCGAUGCAGCGACUCCGAAUGCUAGAAAAAUACAACAAAUGAUCGAUAGUGAAGGAAGGGCAUGGUCGAGCGCGGGCAUUUUUCAUAGUGUAGAUUUUUCGCUUUCUUGUCUAGUGGAUUUCUUAUGGAAUGUAAUAGAGUAG